This is a messenger RNA of Agrilus planipennis (emerald ash borer), 1170 nucleotides long. It is a transcript of the gene Snap29, whose product is annotated as synaptosomal-associated protein 29. Gene Ontology annotation, cellular component: plasma membrane; SNARE complex. The record is from RefSeq and is a predicted model, not a curated record. Lineage: Eukaryota; Metazoa; Arthropoda; Insecta; Coleoptera; Buprestidae. The coding region runs from base 242 to 988 and encodes 248 amino acids. The transcript is spliced from 2 exons. Gene Ontology annotation, biological process: synaptic vesicle priming; synaptic vesicle fusion to presynaptic active zone membrane; exocytosis. Gene Ontology annotation, molecular function: syntaxin binding; SNAP receptor activity.
GUAUAAUAAAAUAACUGUGAUAGUUACGUGUAAAAUAUUUUGCUAACGUUUCCCUUGUGUCAUUUAAAUAAUUAACCUAAUUUCUAACAUAUUUCUAACAUCGACUUUGUUGAAUAUCGAGAUCUUCUACGUGAUAAUACAAAAAGCAAGGUCUCUUGGCAAGUGGUACAAAGUGGUACAUUGGUAAAGGAAAUUACUUCGCAAAGAUCGUCCACCAUUGUUACAUUUAUAGAAAGUGAUUAUGUCUAGUCAUCAGUAUAUAGCAAAUUCCGAGAAUUUGUUUGAAGAGGACGUAGAUGAUGAAACGUUUCUUAGAAAUUCUAGAAGAACUUACGACUCCCUACCAGUCGAUCAGCAAAGGCAGACGUUUCUAGAAAAGAGGAAGGAAAUUGAAGAGAGGACCCUCACAAGCACUGAAAGAAGCAUUGGUUUGUUAAGGGAAUCGGAACAAGUGGGUAUUGCCACUGCUGAGGAACUUAUGAAACAAAGGGAACAACUGGAAAGAACUGAUAAGCAAUUAGACGAAAUUAACCAGAGUUUGAGAUUUUCCCAAAAACAUAUAAAUGGUAUAAAGUCCGUUUUUAGCAGCUUAAAAAAUUACAUAUCUGGAAAAAACGAUCAAAGUCCGACUCCCAGUUCUGGAUCUAGUAAUUCCAAGCCGUCAUUUAAAUCAGUAUCACAGGAAAAACUAUCUGAGUAUGACAGAUACGAUAAUCAUCCAUCAGUAAGAUUAAGAGGAACUGAUAUGGGUAGCGGAAACUACAUUCAGACUCAGUCCUCAGGCAGUAAAGACUUUACAGCACGUUUAGAUGCAAAUCUUCAAGAAAUGCACAGCAAUAUUUCACGCCUAAAAGGAUUAGCAACUGAUAUGUCCUUUGAAAUCGAUUCUCAAAAUGACCUUAUUGGUAACGUAACUGACAAAGUAGAAAAGGCAGACAUUACCAUUAAUAGACAGAACAAAGACAUGCAACGAAUUUUGAAAAAGUAAUUUAAUUGUAUACUAGAUUCUCCGCUUUGAAAGCUCUGUAAAUGUACAAAAUAUUUUUUUUUUUGGUGAUCAGUAAUCUUGUACGUAAAAGCGCUUGUCCCAUAAAUUAAUAUUAAGAUGAAUGUGAUGUGAUGAAGAUGUUAUUUUGUAUGUGUAAUAAAUAUAUUUUGUUUCUUUAAUAA